This is a messenger RNA of Cyphellophora europaea CBS 101466, 261 nucleotides long. RefSeq lists its product as uncharacterized. The transcript has 5 exons. The record is from RefSeq and is a predicted model, not a curated record. NCBI's taxonomy places the organism in Eukaryota, Fungi, Ascomycota, Eurotiomycetes, Chaetothyriales, Cyphellophoraceae. The coding region runs from base 1 to 261 and encodes 86 amino acids.
AUGGGUGUGCCGUUCGAAGCCCUGCUCCCUUACGGGAUUAUGAUCGGUCUUUUUGGCGUUACAGGAGUCGGCUUGUCCACGAUAAGAUACUACAACAACAACCAGAAGAGGCCGAGAUGGAACCUCGAUAUGUGGGAGAGGCAAAUGAUGGAACGUGACCAGAGAAUCACUGGCGUUUUCAGAGGGCAGUCCGAGGCUGUGGAAGCUCCUGCUGGAUUUGAAGUGAACAGCAGGUGGAAAGCCGAAACCCAGGUGUUGUGA